AACCCUUUGGUAAGUCAAAUCCAACGAUCAGACUGUUUCCUAUCACUUUGCAUGACUCAGUAUGGGUACUAUGAAUAGCUUAGAAGGUCCCGCAAAUAAUUUUGAUGCAAGGGCUGGCCAUCAUCGGGCCGACCCAAGUCGGUGGGCUGUUGAGCGCUGCAUUGUUCGGUUGCCUUGCCUGCCAGUCCUACUUGUAUUUUGAAAGAUUCACAAGCGAUCACAUUGCCCUGAAAACAAUUGUAUCUGCAGUCAUAUUGAUCCAGUUGGGCCACUUCGCCUGCAUAAUAUCAACGUUGUGGACAAUGACUGUCAGCACCUAUGGUGACCCAUCUCGACUCGAUGUCCUUCCUCUAGCGGCAGACAUAGCCAUCCCGUUGAGCGGUUUUACAGUAUUUGGUGUGCAGUCAUUUUACGCAUUUCGACUUUGGAGGUUGUCUGGAAAUGUUUUCUUACCCAUUCUUUGCGAAAUGCUCUCCGUGGUUGCACAAACAUCCACACUCAUUCUCUCAGCAAGGGCGGUUUCUAUGACAGAUAUCACGGCUUUUGAAGACAGUCAAAUUGUGUUGAUCGCGCUCUCUUGGAUUGCACGUGGAACCUGCGACUUGAUCACCACUGCUGGCAUCUCUUGGAGUCUGAAAAACAAACGAGGCUCUGAUUUCAGAGACAUGAUGGCGAUGAUCGACCGGUUGCUUUAUUGGACACUUGAAACUGCUCUGGUCACCAGUUUGAUGGCUAUUAUAGUGACAGUGUUGUUUUUAGCCCAGAAACAGAACUUUGUAUGGUUUGGAGUAUGGUUGAUGUGGCCUAAUGUCGUAGGGAACUCAUUGUUAGCCUCGUUGAAUCGGCGGUUACUCCUUCGAGAGUUUCGGAGGGCCUCAAGAGGUGAUGCCCAGAGUCAUGACAGUGGUUCGAACGCGAUUAUGUUCAGAGCCGGUCCAGGAGCCACGCAAUCACGGACAGACUCACUAGAGAACUUAACGAACCGAGAUGUUGAAGCAUUCCAAGAAGCAGGACGCUUGAUCAAUCAGGAUCAAAGGCGGGUUUCGAAGCCUGCAGUGGUCCAUAUGCGAGCAUGUGUUUCAACAAACGACGAAACUCAUUGCUGAUCAUGGGGCUAAUGUACGACGAUACCAUGUGCUCUUCG
Molecule: messenger RNA, 1144 nt
Organism: Suillus clintonianus
Lineage: Eukaryota; Fungi; Basidiomycota; Agaricomycetes; Boletales; Suillaceae
Exons: 12
Coding region: 105-1106 (333 amino acids)
Source: RefSeq, a predicted model, not a curated record